Molecule: messenger RNA, 1359 nt
Organism: Nerophis lumbriciformis (worm pipefish)
Lineage: Eukaryota; Metazoa; Chordata; Actinopteri; Syngnathiformes; Syngnathidae
Source: RefSeq, a predicted model, not a curated record
AUGCUAAUCGACCUGUUUCUUCUCCUUUUUACUGAAUGUGAAAGCAAAAACGUCUGUGAAAAAUAUCGUCCACCUGAGCAGCAGGAGGGGUCCUCCAGUGUGGAGCAGAAGAGGUCACAGCACUUCCACGUGAAAGAAGAGGAGCCACAGCCCCCCCACAUUAAAGAUGAAGAAAAACAGCGGCUGUCCCCCCACUUCAUAGAGAAAGACAAGAGACACCUCAUCAGUGUGAAGAGUGAAGAUGAUGAGGUCAAAGUUGAAAGUGAGGAGCCUCCAAGCAGCAGCUCAACUCAACACAUGACAACAGAAGCUGAUGGAGACCACUGUGGAGGAUCACAAGCAGACAAGCUCUUAGCUCCACUAUCAGAUAGUGAGGACACAACGUCACACUCUCCUGACACUGAUGAUGAAGACUCUAAAGAUGAUAAGACAUGUCACACUGACAACACACACCUUACAUGUUCUCACUGUGACAAAACCUUUAAACACAAUUGUCAUCUAAAAAUACACAUGAGAACACACACUGGAGAAAAACCUUUUUCAUGUUCAACUUGCGGUAAAGAUUUUAAUCAAAGGGGCCAUUUGAAAAUACACAUGAGAACACACACUGGAGAAAAACCUUUUUCCUGCUCAGAAUGUGGUAAAAGUUUUGCAGUAAGUCAAAGUUUAAAAACACACAUGACAACACACACUGGAGAAAAACCUUUUUCCUGCUCAGAAUGUGGUAAAAGUUUUGCAGUAAGUCAAAGUUUAAAAGCACACAUGAGAACACACACUGGAGAAAAACCUUUUCCCUGCUUAGAAUGUGGUAAAAGUUUUGCAGUAAGUCACAAGUUAAAAGAACACAUGAGAAUACACACUGGAGAAAAACCUUUUUCGUGUUCAGUCUGCAAUAAAUAUUUUACUCUCAGGACCAAUUUAAAAACACACAUGAGAAUACACACUGGAGACAAACCUUUUUCCUGCUCAGAAUGUGGUAAAAGUUUUGUAAAAAAUGUAAGUUUAAAAGUACACAUGAGAACACACACUGGUGAAAAACCAUACUCCUGUUCAAGUUGCAACAAAGGCUUCCGUUACCUAAACACUUUUAAAGUACACAUGAGAACACACACAGGAGAGAAAGUGUUGAGUUGCAGUGUGUGUGGUGAAAGAUUCUCCUAUAAGUACCAGUGUAAGAAACACAAGUGUGCUGGUGAGAAAAGCAGCAAGAGCAGGUUAAGUGCAAACUCCUCCAGAGUUUUACCUCCAAAAAUACGAGAGACGUCUGUGAAGAACAUCUUCACCCUGAGCAACAGAAGUGGAGCUUCAGGAUGGAGCCACAGCCCUCCCACAUUAAAAAGGAAGAGGAACACCCACUGA